GUUUGAAAUGUUAGCCUGUUGGAACACGCCACAGGCUGAGUGAUGGGGAAAGAUGAAUUUAGAUGUAUUGAAUGUAACGAAAAAGCCUCGGAGUUACACAGGGAUUACAGUAACGGAAUCUUGAAGAUUACAAUAUGUAAGUCAUGCCAGAAACCAGUGGAUAAGUACAUUGAAUAUGACCCAGUUAUCAUCCUCAUUGAUGCCAUAUUGUGCAAGGCACAGGCUUUCAGACACAUUUUGUUCAACACAAGCUUGAAUAUUCACUGGAAGCUUUGUGUUUUCUGCCUGCUGUGUGAGGCGUACCUCCGAUGGUCUCUGCUUCAUGGCUCCGAGCAGAGCAGUGACCCUGCUGACAUCAUCAGGUACACCAAGGAGUGGGACUUCUACAGUAUGUUUGGGCUGGCUGCCCUCGAGCUGUCGGCGUUCUGCUGCGGCGUGUUGUGGUUCCUCUGGCUGGUGGUGGGUCGUCUGCAGGGUGGGACCAUGGAGAUGAGCCUCCUCCUCCGAGCUUUGCUGCUCUCCUGCUAUGGGAAAGUCCUCCUCAUCCCCGCUGUGAUCUGGGAGCACGACUACUCACCGCUCUGCCUCGGCCUCAUCAAGCUGUUUGUGCUCACGUCAAACUCACAGGCUAUCAGAGUGAUCCUGAACAGCAGCAGGCGUCUCUCGUUGCUGGCCGUGUGUUUCGGCCUGCUGUCAGAGACUUGUGUGGCUCAGGCCUGUAAGAAGAUACCAUGGAGCAUCGAGGACUUGGUGACUUUUGAAUGAAUGGUUCAUCAAAUUGAGAUGACUGUGAAGGAACUCAGGAAAUAAAAUGUGAUUUUUAAUGCUGACCUGAGGCAAAGUUGAAGCUGGAGCUGGUGAACUUUUUGCACAAUGAGGAGAAAUGGGACAAGAAGAUGGCAUCAAAAUAGACAAGUGUUUUCUCUUUAUGGAGGAUCAAAAUCCAUCUUCAGUUUUGAAGACUCAAGGCAAUGACCUUGGUCUUUUUAUUUUUAUGGGUACCAUACUCUCUUGUCUUUUACUGUAUUGUAUUGUUACUCAUGCUUCAAUUCUCUGAAGCCUCUCUCUCUAAGAAUGACACAAACACAAAACCAGAGGCUGUAAUUUAAUAAAAAAUUCUUCUCUGUUUAGACAGAAACCGA
Cheilinus undulatus (humphead wrasse) is the source of this 1142-nucleotide messenger RNA. It is a transcript of the gene arv1, whose product is annotated as ARV1 homolog, fatty acid homeostasis modulator. The transcript is spliced from 5 exons. Gene Ontology annotation, cellular component: Golgi apparatus; cortical endoplasmic reticulum. The coding region runs from base 43 to 765 and encodes 240 amino acids. Gene Ontology annotation, biological process: regulation of plasma membrane sterol distribution; intracellular sterol transport; sphingolipid metabolic process. The record is from RefSeq and is a predicted model, not a curated record. NCBI's taxonomy places the organism in Eukaryota, Metazoa, Chordata, Actinopteri, Labriformes, Labridae.